This is a messenger RNA of Truncatella angustata, 1596 nucleotides long. RefSeq lists its product as uncharacterized. The record is from RefSeq and is a predicted model, not a curated record. Gene Ontology annotation, molecular function: acyltransferase activity, transferring groups other than amino-acyl groups. The transcript is spliced from 3 exons. NCBI's taxonomy places the organism in Eukaryota, Fungi, Ascomycota, Sordariomycetes, Amphisphaeriales, Sporocadaceae. The coding region runs from base 1 to 1596 and encodes 531 amino acids.
AUGGCCCCAGGCGAAAUGGCAUCGAACCUCGCGCACCGGACUGCCCUCCAUUCCCAUUCGCAUCAAGCCAUAUCUUUAUGGGAUCGACAGUCCUGCGUUCCGCUUAUUAAUGUUCUGGGCAACGGAGAUCUUCUAAUACUUUUAUCACCCGUCAUUGCUCCGUCUCAAAGUGUGGAUGUGCUUCGAGACCCCUUUGAACCAUUUGGCCGGGCACUCGCCGCUAGGCAUCCCUGGGUCCGGCAUGUGCCCUAUACCGCUGAGAAUGGUAUCACUAGUUUUCAUGUGACAUUUAUCAAGAAAGCCAAAGUCUUGAUUUUCGUUGUUGCUGGCGUUUCAUUCCCGGGACAGAGACCGCAAGUCGAUUUAGCAGAUGUUGCACGAUUAGUAGCUGAGCAUCGGCCUCUGGUCAUCGUGGCGUGCCAAAACAAGGAAGACCUCGGUAUAGAUGAAAAAGACUAUCAAACAAUACUUCAGAUACCAGGGCAUACACCAAGGAGCUUGGAACAUGCAGCUGCUAUAUUAUUUGGCGAAGCAUCACCGACGAUGACAGGCCUUCCUGUGGCAUCCCAAAUUUCAGACAUACCUCCAAAACAAUGGGAAGUUGAAACAUUGCCCGACAGUUUGAUAAGAUACGACGUCUCGCCAGUUGUGGCCAUCUGGAAUGAGUGUCUACCUGAAAAGUUUUCUAUGGAUGGUUUUACAUUGAAAAGCCUGCUGGAUAGAGAUGGUUUUGGGAAGCAUUAUGUUGUCAAACUGCCAGAGACAGGCGAAACUGUGGGCUUCUGCGCGACCUACACAACGUGGGCUUUUAGUGAUCCAGAUGAUCUCGUUGGGUCACUUGCUGUCCUGUUGGUUAAGCCAGCGUACAGGAAUCGCGGGAUUGGUCUCAGCUUAUACAAUUAUGCUAAAGACCUGCUUACGCGCACACGUGGUGUCAAACGACUGCAGCUAGGUAGCACAUUUCCUCGUCUUCUCUCUGGUAUUCCCCGAGAGCUUGCAUCACAAGGCUGGUUCAGGAAUCGUGGAUGGAACCUGGACUCACAGACCCCGGGUUGUGGCAAGGAAAUCAGUGACUGGCACUUGAAGGUACAGGACUGGCCGAGUGGAGGAUUAGGCUCAGUUCCCCAGACCUACGUAUUUCGACAAUGCACUCCGAAGGAUUUUGCGGAAGUCUUGGAGUUUCUACGAACCGAAGCAUCUAGAAACGAGACCAUGGGUUUAUUUGAGGAGUACAAAUGGAGUCGUGAUUCCACGCAUGAUAUUGUUUUAUGCCUGGAUGGAGAUAAUAUAGUGGCGACCGCAUUGACUUACAUGGCUAAUUCGGGCACAAUCGCGGAGAAUGAUUUACCUUGGGCGCGGAGGAUUGGAUUCGCUGUCGGCGGCAUCACCUGUAUAUGUAUCGCCGAGGGGCAUACUACUCUGCAAAAACAUAGGAACUCUGUUAUGAUCAGACUUCUGGGAACUUGUAUUGAGUAUCUUCAAAGCUGUGGAAUGAAUGAAGUGUUUAUCGACGGUGUCCGAGGUGGCGAUCAAGGCUUUCAAGAUCUAGGAUUUCGCAAGUGGGCUGUUUAUCGCGAUGUGUGGCAGACCAUUUGA